AUGGAGGGAAAGGUAGCUAUCUCAGUUGUUUCUCUUAUCCUCGUCAUAGGUGUUGCCAUCGGCGUUGUUGUCGUUGUUCACAAAUCUGGUGAUCCUCAGAUCCAAGCUCAACAAAAAAAUGUUGAAAUUAUGUGUCAAAGUGCAGAAGAUAAAAAUCUUUGCCAUGACACUCUUAAAUCCGUUAGUGGCUUAGACUCCGCAGAUCCAAAGGCAUACAUAGCAGCCGCCGUGAAAGCCACCACUGACAGUGUCAUCAGGGCUUUCAACAUGAGUGACAGACUCACCACCGAGUACGGUAGCAAAGAUAAUGGCAUCAAGAUGGCCCUUGAUGACUGCAAAGAUUUGUUGGAGUUUGCCAUGGACAGUCUCGAAAUGUCCACCAAUUUGCUACGUGACAGCAACAUUCAAGGUGUGCAUUCCCAAUCUCCUGAUAUCAGGAAUUGGUUGAGUGCAGUUAUCUCUUACCAACAAAGUUGCAUGGAAGGAUUUGACGAUGCAAAAGAUGGUGAGAAAAAGAUCAAGCAACAAUUUCAAAUAGAGUCUUUGGACAGCGUACAAAAGGUCACCGGUGUUGCACUUGAUAUCAUGAGUGCUUUGUCCAACAUCCUUGAACAAUUCAACUUGAAGUUUGAUCUUAAACCUGCUUCUCGUCGUCUUCUUGCUGAGGAUAUCGAUGACGAAGGAUUCCCUUCAUGGUUCUCGGGAUCUGAUCGUAAGCUUUUAGCUGGCAUGCGAGGAAAGGGAUGGAGAUCAAAAGUAACCCCUAAUGCUAUUGUUGCCAAGGAUGGUAGCGGCCAAUUUAAAACCAUUAAGGAUGCUAUUGCCUCUUACCCUAGCGGAAACAAAGGAAGAUAUGUUAUCUACGUUAAGGCCGGUGUCUAUGACGAGUACAUCACCAUCCCCAAGAGUGCUGCUAACAUUCUUAUGUAUGGUGAUGGCCCUCUAAGAACCAUUGUCACCGGUAAAAAGUGUUUUGCUAAUGGUGUCAAGACCAUGCAAACCGCCACCUUCGCCAACACCGCACCUGGAUUCAUCGCAAAGGCAAUGAAAUUCGAGAACACAGCCGGUCCUGACGGUCACCAAGCCGUAGCUUUGAGAAACCAAGGAGAUAUGUCUGCCUUCGUCGGUUGCCACAUCAUUGGUUAUCAAGACACAUUGUACGUUCAAACCAACAGACAAUUCUACCGCAACUGUGUUAUUUCAGGAACAAUCGAUUUCAUCUUCGGAACAUCACCUACCUUGAUUCAAAAAUCCGUGAUCAUCGUCAGGAAGCCUAACAUGAAUCAAUUCAACACAGUUACCGCAGACGGAACAGUCGAGAAGAACAUGAUUACAGGUAUUGUGAUCCAAGAUUGCCAGAUCGUUCCAGAAGCAGAAUUGUUUCCAGUGAGAUUCCAAAUCAAAUCAUACUUGGGAAGACCAUGGAAGGCUCACUCAACGACAGUUGUGAUGGAAUCCACCAUUGGUGACUUCCUUCAUCCAGAUGGUUGGGUCCUAUGGUCAGGUGAAACCUUUGAAAACACAUGUUACUAUGCUGAAUAUGCCAACACUGGACCUGGUGCCGAUGUUAGCAAGAGGAUCAAGUGGAAGGGUUAUCAUGGUGUCAUUAGCAAAGCUGAAGCUACACAAUUCACAGCUGCUCAGUUCCUUAGGGCUGGACCUAAUUCUAGACCUGAAUGGUUGACGUUUAUGAAUGGACUUCGUAUUCCUCACUAUCUUGGCUUCAAAGCUUGA
This is a messenger RNA of Vicia faba (fava bean), 1734 nucleotides long. NCBI's taxonomy places the organism in Eukaryota, Viridiplantae, Streptophyta, Magnoliopsida, Fabales, Fabaceae. The record is from the annotation of a GenBank genome assembly.